AUGAGGCCUCCGAUCUCCAACUCAAGAGGAUCAAUGUCUACUACAACGAGGCGUUUGGCGGCCGCUACGUCCCUCGCGCCGUGCUCAUGGAUCUGGAGCAUGGUACCAUGGACAUCAUCAGAUUUGGUUCUUACGGCUAGAACUUCUGCCCCGACAACUUCGUCUUCGAGCAGUCCGACGCCGGGAACAACUGGGCAAAAGGUUACUACACGGAGGGAGCCGAGCUCAUCGAUUCCGUCCUCGAUGUCGUUCACAAGGAGGCCGAGAACUGUUAUUGCGUGCAAGGUAUAUGACGAAAUGGCCUCUGUUCUUUAUCAUUUCUCAGAUAUGUUUGGUGUUUGA
Messenger RNA from Linum tenue, 342 nucleotides. NCBI's taxonomy places the organism in Eukaryota, Viridiplantae, Streptophyta, Magnoliopsida, Malpighiales, Linaceae. The record is from the annotation of a GenBank genome assembly.